AUGGCACGUGUCCCUGCGUGGAAGUCGCAGGCCGUGGACCUUCGGAAUCGCAUGGGCUGUGCCAUGGAUUACAAGCCGUGGACAAGGAAGCAGCGACAUUUCCAAGGCUUGCACAUGCUUCCUCGACCACUUGAAGUUGUGGAGUUGGCCGCCAUCGCCCAUGUGGGGCCGCCUCCACAGAAGCAGCACGGCCGCAUGAGGCAGCUGCUGAGGGACGUCUUUGUGGACGUGAGCCAGAACCCCGUCAGACAGCCGUGGACGAACAAAUCGAUGAUCUCCCCGUGCCUGACCACGAGUACAGUGUUGUAUUGUUUCGAAAGAGACCGUGUGGUGCUGCCGCUAGAGCUUAUGUGCUGGCAGGGUCACAAAGCAGACAUCAUUGUCCCAGCGACAAUGAGCCAGAGUUCAUUGCGGGACCUUGCUGGGCAGGGCAUUUGCCUGCCCUGCCUAGCCAUGUUGAUCGGUGCAGCCGCAGGCUGCGGUGCUUUUCAGAAGUGA
Symbiodinium sp. CCMP2592 is the source of this 498-nucleotide messenger RNA. The record is from the annotation of a GenBank genome assembly. Lineage: Eukaryota; Dinophyceae; Suessiales; Symbiodiniaceae.